Molecule: messenger RNA, 684 nt
Organism: Anguilla anguilla (European eel)
Lineage: Eukaryota; Metazoa; Chordata; Actinopteri; Anguilliformes; Anguillidae
Exons: 2
Coding region: 1-684 (227 amino acids)
Biological process (GO): interleukin-15-mediated signaling pathway; positive regulation of ERK1 and ERK2 cascade; T cell activation
Cellular component (GO): external side of plasma membrane; membrane raft
Molecular function (GO): protein tyrosine kinase binding; MHC class II protein binding
Source: RefSeq, a predicted model, not a curated record
AUGAUGGAUGGCUCUGUUUUAAAUGGGCCUUAUUCAUUUUCCCCAGGUACCAGUGGUUCAGAACCUACAGUGUACUCCAGUGUGGGAGAGCUUGUCAGUUUACCAUUCACCUAUCAUGGUUCUUUUAACAGUUCAUCAACUACGUGGGCAGGGAGAAAUGGACAAUCAAGAUGCUAUAUUGAAUUGGUCAUUCAUGGAAAGGUCAGAGAUGAAAAUCAAGAGAAAUCUGGAAAGCUGAGAGUGGGACCUAACUGUUCUUUACACAUUAAUAACUUUAAAAUGGGGUCAUUUCCUACUAAAAUUAUUAUUUGUGUUAAUCAGCUUCAUAACUCUAUUUUCGGGAGUAGACAUGUAACAAUAUCUCAUGUUUCAUUUUCAGUCUCUGCGUCCUCUCCACUGACAGAGCUGAAGAUUGGUAGUACAGUUACUCUUCUCUGUAAACUCCACAGCUCUGAGCCUUGUGGAAAAAGCAUUAGAGUGAUCUGGGUUAGUGAGACAGGAGCCCCACUGCAGGGGAACAGGUACAAGCUGUCAGAGUCAGAAUGCUCCUCCAGUCUGACCGUGAUAUUUGAGCGCUCAGACCGCAACAUGAAGUGGAGAUGCCAGCUAACUGAGGAUGGGAAGCUGAAGGCCUCACACAGUUACACCACCAUCUUCCCUGGUAAGAGCUGGCUUUCCUUUUAG